Messenger RNA from Bolinopsis microptera, 2601 nucleotides. RefSeq names its product ubiquitin carboxyl-terminal hydrolase 39-like. The coding region runs from base 702 to 2297 and encodes 531 amino acids. Lineage: Eukaryota; Metazoa; Ctenophora; Tentaculata; Lobata; Bolinopsidae. The record is from RefSeq and is a predicted model, not a curated record. Gene Ontology annotation, biological process: protein deubiquitination; spliceosomal complex assembly; mRNA processing. The transcript has 15 exons. Gene Ontology annotation, molecular function: zinc ion binding; cysteine-type deubiquitinase activity.
ACAAAUACUUUCAGGAGCUGCAAUAAUAUAUGUCAAAUUAUCGCUGUUACACAUGUGAUACAAUUUGAGAUCAACAUCUGUUGUGAAUAUGAAUGAUAAAUCAGUGGAGUACUUGCGGCAAGCCAUAAUUUUACUUGGAUUCACAGUUUGGUUAUCAGUAGUAUACUCAUUCUGCUCCGAGGAUGUAGACUCUUCCAUGUGCUACUACACUGUCUUUCCCCCUGUGUUGGCUCCUGCAGCACUGGCUUUCUUUUAUGUGAACUGGCUUGGUUAUAAAAUGUUUGUACAUAACUGAUAGUGUCUUUUAAAAAUAAUUUGAAUGGUAUUUACUAUUUCUGAGAGAAUAAUGUUAACUAAGAAAACUUAAAUUGUUCCAGAUUGAAAUUAUAAAUAUAAUCUCACAAAUGUAAUAUUUAUGAUAUAAGCAUAACAUAUAAUUUGGUUGUUAUAUAUUAUUGUUGUUCUACUUCCUUUUAAUUGGAUAUUAUGUAAAUUGAUUGAUCGUAUUGAUUGAUUGGUAAUAUUUAACUAUAAAAUUGUCUUUCCUCAAAAAAAUGUCUUAUCUCAAUUGCAUGAACAAAAUUAAUAUCAUUUAGCAAAUUUGAUCUUUUUCAGACAUUUAUGUAUUUUAUCAAAAAUAGUCUAAUAUCACUUAUUUGAAAUUGAAUAGGAGGACUUAAUCUGGAUCGUUUUAGUCUGUGAUGACUACAGCAAAACGGCAAAAGCUUGACACUGAGGAUGAUGAAGUAAGAUCAGAAGAAAAGCCUACAAUCAAAGUGGAACCAGAUGAUUCAGUACCAGUCAUUGUUAAAACCGACCCGAUUAAAUCAGAAGAUAUUAAGAUUGAAUACAACAGUGAUGAUGAUUAUGUUGAUGAGGAUGAUGAUGACGACAGAAAGCCCCUCAUUUCUGCUCAAGAGAGGGAGUGGAAGUCUAAGCACUGCCCUUAUCUUGACACCAUUCAGAGGUCAAUCCUUGAUUUUGACUUCGAAAAGGUUUGCUCAAUAUCUCUCUCCAACCUGAAUGUUUACGCCUGUCUCGUGUGUGGAAAGUACUUUCAAGGUCGUGGUAAGAACACACACGCGUACACGCACAGUGUUCACGAGGACCACCACGUUUUCUUAAAUCUACACACUCUCAAAUCCUACUGUCUCCCGGACAAUUAUGAGAUCAUUGAUGCGACCUUAGAGGAUAUCAAAUAUGUGCUGAAUCCUAUCUUCACCAAAGAUGAGAUCAAAUCGUUGAGACACACCCACAAAAUAUGCAGAGCUCUAGAUGGAACAUCUUACUAUCAGGGAAUUCAGGGGCUUAACAACAUAAAGGCAAAUGACUACAUGAACGUAAUCCUGAUGUCACUGUGUCACGUCACUCCAGUUAGAGAGUUCUUCUUGGACGUAGGCAACUACUCCAAAAUCAAACUCCCCCCUGGUAGCAUCAUGUAUCCUUUAGUUCAGAGGUUUGGUGAUCUGGUGAGGAAGUUGUGGAAUCCUCGGAACUUUAGAUCACAUAUUUCCCCUCACGAAAUGUUACAAGCUGUUGUGAUCUGUAGCAAAAAGAAGUUUCAGUUCACUAAACAGGGUGACCCUAUUCCGUAUCUAUCUUGGUUGUUAAACUCACUUCAUUAUACGUUAACUGGAGCUAAGAUCAAGAGGAGCAGUGUUAUCUUCGAUACUUUCCAAGGGGAGAUGACAGUCCACAGUAGGAAAGUGCCUCCGCCGGGGGAAGCAGCACUAGGUGAACAGUACAAGACAACCAGCACAUCCACCUCCUUCCUCUAUCUCACUCUGGACCUUCCUUCUUCACCUUUGUUUACUGAGGACGGGGAUCACAACAUUAUUCCUCAAGUUCCGAUUUACAAGUUACUUGAGAAGUAUAACAAUGUGAUGGAAGUAGAACAUAAAACCUACGACGCAACCUAUCUUAAGAAGUACGAAAUCACUAAGCUCCCCAGAUACCUCAUCCUCGCUAUCAAACGAUUUACGGAGAACAGAUUCUUUAUUGAGAAAAACCCCACAAUCGUUAACUUCCCGAUAUCAUUUGACAUGGCGGAAUUCAUUGAGACAACAGUAUCAGACAAGUAUACCAACACGGAGUACAAUUUGUUGAGUAACAUUUGUCACGAUGGUACGCCCACUGCUGGUACCUACUCGACUCAUCUUCACUUGUCCAGUGCGAAUCAGUGGUUUGAUGUGCAGGAUCUGCACGUAACUAAACUACAGCCUCAGAUGAUUACCUUAUCAGAGUCCUACAUACAGAUUUACGAACGAGCGGAUUUGGCUGAAGAUUCAAAAGGAUAGUGAAGAGUCAAACUGUAGGCUUUAUAAUGCACAUGCCAUAAUACUAUACUAUACAUGAACAUUCUCCUUCAGAUAUCGUGUUUAAUAUGCUAAGCACAGUACCCAUUAUAAAUUUACGGCCAUGCUAAUUAUCGGCUUGGGUAGAUUUAAAUUUGAUUUGGCGAGAGUUCAUUUUUGCUACAUUUGGUAGAUUUGAGAGCCUUUUUUAUUAUGUUACCUUUUUAUUGUACGAUGGUCUGACAGCUAUUGUUUGCUUCAAAUGUGACAAUUCUAGAUAUUUAUUGAAUCAAUAUCCUUUUAUCAA